Molecule: messenger RNA, 459 nt
Organism: Ambispora leptoticha
Lineage: Eukaryota; Fungi; Glomeromycota; Glomeromycetes; Archaeosporales; Ambisporaceae
Source: the annotation of a GenBank genome assembly
AUGUCAUAUAAAGAUAGUGUUGCACUUCUAGAGGUUGUAACGGAUAAUGCUUCGACAACUUCAAAUGAUAUUAAUGAAAAUUCCGAUAGCAAGCGCUUUCAAAUCAACAAGAUCUUUUCGUAUAACAAGACAGAAGAACAUAUAGACGAGCUUUAUAAAGAUGCUCCUUCCAAAAUAUUAAAAUCCGAGAUCAGCCAAAAUAGCGAUAAUGUUGUUACUCUAAAUAAAAUUGAAGUUAACGAAAAAACCAUGAUUCGCAUAGAAUAUCACGAUCCGGCGCAAAGUCAAAAACAAACUAUUGGUUAUUUCGAGAUAGGCACUAAAGCGAGAACAUUAAGGAUAAUUAUCUUGGACGCGCUUAAUAAACUUAAACGUAAAACAGAGAAGAAACAUAAUCAAGCACCAUCAAACACCAUUUCUUCAAGUUUGCCUUCUAAUGAAAGAGAAGCUCAUAGCUCG